AUGAAUGACCAUCACGAAUCCUUACACCAGCUGAGCUUAGUGUUAAAUGAUCUCCGUCUGGAGGGAGAGUUUUGUGACGCAGUCAUCAAAGUCCGGGACAUCAAAUUUCAAGUCCAUAAGAUCGUCCUCUGUCGAUGCAGCCCUUACUUCAUAGCUCUCUUCAAACGCUGGCUACCUCCAGACGAACAGAUCGUUGACAUACCCGGCUUGUCUCCUGACACAAUGAAGCUCAUCAUUGAGUUUGCAUACACCGGCUCUGUUUCUGUGACCGAGGACAACGUACAGGAGCUGCUGCUUGCUGCUGAUCAGUUCAACAUAAUGCACAUUGUGCAAAUUUGCUGCAACUUCCUUGGAGAGCGUCUUUGCCCUGAGAACUGCAUUGGCAUCUUUCAGCUCACCAACUUCAUCUUCCACUUAGAACUGCGGCACAAGGCCUACGGGUACAUCAUUGCUCACUUUGAGGAGGUUGUUUGCACUGAGGAGUUCCCGCAGCUCUCUGUGCAGGAACUCAUUGACAUCCUUCAACCUGACGACCUCAAUGUGAGAUCAGAGAGCACUGUGUAUGAGGCCAUCCUGCACUGGAUCUCCUACAAACCUGAGGAGAGACACAGAUACAUAGCUGAACUCCUAUCUAAG
Plectropomus leopardus (leopard coralgrouper) is the source of this 636-nucleotide messenger RNA. NCBI's taxonomy places the organism in Eukaryota, Metazoa, Chordata, Actinopteri, Perciformes, Serranidae. The record is from RefSeq and is a predicted model, not a curated record.